Molecule: messenger RNA, 4928 nt
Organism: Ooceraea biroi (clonal raider ant)
Lineage: Eukaryota; Metazoa; Arthropoda; Insecta; Hymenoptera; Formicidae
Gene: tup
Product: LIM1_Isl and LIM2_Isl domain-containing protein tup
Biological process (GO): axonogenesis; neuron fate specification; positive regulation of transcription by RNA polymerase II
Molecular function (GO): DNA binding; DNA-binding transcription factor activity, RNA polymerase II-specific
Source: RefSeq, a predicted model, not a curated record
CACCCGACUGGCAGUCAGUGGCUCCCGGGGCCCCGCGUCGUCAGUCUCGUUGGGGUAGUUUCGUGCAAUCGUGUGUCUCUCCUCUUCUUUCUUUCUCUCCUCUUCUCUCUCUUUUUUUCCCUCUCUCUUUCUCUCAGUGUGCCUCCCCUUUCCUUCACUCUUUUCUCUCGCCCGCCUGCCCCCCUCCCCUCCGCGGCUGCCGGUGUAUCUGGGCCUCUUUCUCGGUGCCCGGUCCACCCUUUUACCACGGUUGUUUCUUUUGCUUGCCCUUGCUCGUUGUUCUCGUUCCACCCGUCGGUGUCCCGCGGGCCUUAAUCCCGCUGGGUUCGCCAUUCUUUUUUCCGCGUUGCGUCGUCGUUGCCGCUUGCUGCGCGCUGAUAAGUGAGUGAUAAGAACGCGAUCGCAUCCGGUGGUUCAGUGCCGCGUGUGGCCUCAAGAGUUCGCGAUCCCAGGCUCCCUAAUAAUAAUCAUCGAGGAUCAUCGCAACCAACGAUUCCGCACCAAUUAUUCCUGUAAAAAGGGUAUUAAUCGCGGGCAUCAGGAAUAUCGUCCAAGUUCCGGAUUGCACUUAUCCACCUAAUAGUGCUCCCUAUCCGACAAUCGCGAGAAAACCGUUCAAAGUCGCCGAUCAAGUCGACACUUAAUGGAUGUGGUGUUACAAAAGGGUGAGAUAAUUUGGGGAAGAUUCUGAGGCGCAAUGACAGGAUUAUUCACUAGUAAGAAGACGGAAGGCACGAAGUAGCCUUCACCAGGUGAAAGAUCUCCCAACGAAGCGAAGAAUCGUGAAAGUGCCGGUUGAACCGAAUGGACCUGCGACGAGGCGAGAAUCGAUCUAUCGAAGCACCGAUCAACCACACCCGGCUGAUGACAUUUGAUUCUGCGUGUGAUAUUUGUUAGAACUCGUCGGUGAGCACUCGAGAUUCGAGUCUCCUUCAUUCCCAACGAGAUAAUGCUAUUCCUAGCACAGAUAUCAACAUUAAGCAAUUUGCAACCGAGUCGUCAUUGGAGACUAUUUCCAAUUCGGAAAAUCUUUUCAGUGAAAAUUCGAUCAAUUUGAAGUUUUCUUUCUUCCUUUCCCGAAGAAGAACUCUGCCGCGGUUCCAUUCUGUUACAUCGAGAACAUCCGUGAUAAUUCUUUAAGUACCGUUUUAAGGGGAGACGCCGCCAAAGUAUCGCGAAUUAAAGGGUACGGCCGGUGGUCGGUACGAAGGCCUCAAGAUUGCUCGAAAACUGUCGCGCGAGUUGCGCAGGAGUAGCAGAGCUGCGGAAAUAGGGGGUGCCGGCGUGAUGCAGCGGGUGGGCGCAGCCGGGGGGCCCGGGCCCAUCGGCUUCCAGGGCCCUCCAAGAUCGCUGAAAAUCUCACCGGUGAACAUACAAGACGAGCCCACCGAUCCCACGCAGAAAGGCAGGAGUUCGCUUUGCGUUGGCUGCGGGGGUCGGAUUCACGAUCAAUGGAUCCUGAGGGUAGCGCCUAAUUUGGAAUGGCAUGCGGCAUGCUUGAAGUGUGCCGAGUGCCAACAGUUUCUGGACGAAAAAUGCACCUGCUUCGUACGAGACGGCAAAACCUACUGCAAACGCGAUUACGUUAGACUGUUUGGCACGAAAUGUGACAAGUGUAGCCAAUGCUUCAGCAAAAACGACUACGUGAUGAGAGCGAAAACCAAGAUCUAUCAUGUGGAGUGCUUUCGCUGCUGCGCUUGCUUGAAACGGCUCGAGACUGGCGACGAAUUCGCUCUGAGGCAAGACGGUCUUUUUUGUCGACACGAUCACGACGUUCUCGAAGGCGGAAAACACUGCACUGGCGUUACCGGUAUACCGGGAAGCGAGAACAACAAUAAUGCCUCCCUGACGAACAACAAUCAUCAUUUACAUCCGAAUGACGGCUCGAUGUCAGAUUCCGGAUCCGAGAGCGGAUCACAUAAAGCGGUCAGUGGUGUUCGUGGUUCAGGUGGACACAAAAGUGGCGGCGGAUCCGACGGAAAACCAACGAGAGUACGCACGGUUUUGAACGAGAAGCAAUUGCACACUCUGAGGACCUGCUACGCCGCGAAUCCGCGUCCGGAUGCUCUUAUGAAGGAGCAACUCGUUGAAAUGACUGGACUGAGUCCACGGGUGAUUAGGGUAUGGUUUCAGAACAAGAGAUGCAAAGAUAAGAAGAAAACAAUAGCCUUGAAGCAGCAGAUGCAAGAGAAGCACUUUUCAUUUCAGGACGGGCGUAAAUUAGGCUUCGGCGGUAUGCAUGGUAUUCCAAUGGUCGCCAGUAGUCCGGUGAGGCACGAGAGUCCUAUCGGCAUGACGCCGCUGGAGGUUCAAGCUUAUCAGCCACCUUGGAAGGCGCUCUCUGACUUCGCGCUUCACACGGACCUGGACCGAUUGGAUCCUAACGCGCCGUCUUUCCAUCAUCUAGUAUCUCAGAUGCAUGGUUACGACUUGCAUGGAGGUCCACCGCAGCUGCCACCGCCGAUGCUUGGACCGAUGAACGACGGCGGGGGCGGACCGUUGCCACCUCCAGGGCCCCAUCAUCCGGGCAGCGGGGGUCCGGACAUGGGCCAACACCCCGAUAGCACUGAUAGCUAUGUGACCUACGUAGAGAGUGACAGUGACUCGUUUCAUCACGAUACGGGAAGUCCAUAGUGUCGUGCACGUCUCGAGUGCAAAAUAACACCCGCGCCGUCCUUCGCCUUCGUAGCAACCCUCGUCGUGAUGCUCGCCAUAAUGGUGAGAUGCCUGAAACGACGGAAGCACUAGCUCGGGAAUCGGGACGCAGAUGACAAUGAUGAUCAGAUACCAAAGGACCACCGAUGUCUCAUCGAUCUACCAAUGAUGAUUGGGACGACCUCGUACGAUCCAUGGUCGUAGAGCCUACGAUCGCGCACACGACACAUCGGGAUUCAAGAAAAAUGCCUCAAAAACGACAAAGAUACACUAAAGAUGAGCGAGAAGCGAUACGAAGUGCUAUCUGCAUGAAUUUACGUCUACGAGAAUGAUCUGUUUUCCGCUUCUAAUAAAUGAUGCGAAAAUACCGCAUCAUGCCCGCGAUGACACGAUUAUCUUAUUAGGCAUUCAAAAAGUGUGAGUUCAAUAUAGAAAACCUAUUGUCACUAUACGUUACGAUUUAUUGAUACGACAUUAUUAUCGAUUAUAUCCUCGUCAGAUCACGUGUUAUCUUAUUUCGAUCUCUUUCGUCCUAUCCUUUUUCAACAGGCAACGUUUCCGUGCAUAUAUUUAUAUGUUGCGUAAUAAUUUUAUAAUAAAAAUUCGCUCUGUGUUAUCUCUGAGAUUGUAAUACCUAUCAUUUUCGAUGGGAGCUCUUGUGCAAACGGCUUACGCGUGUGUCGUUAAUCGCCUGUAUAUAGAGAAGAGAGAAAAAAUUUGGCAUCAGCUAUCAUGGAUGCACAACUGUACAUAGUUACUAAUCGCUGUAAAUCUAAGCAAUGUUAAAUCGUGAUGUACUCAGGCGCAAGUUAUAGCGUAGAAUAUGAAUAGUGGAAUAUAUAUAUAUAUAUAUAUAUAACACACAUAGGCACGUUAAAUUUACAUUAAUGAUUGCAAUAUUCCAAUUAUGUUAAGUUUUGCCAAUGGCAGAGAUACGCUUGCAAAGGAAGGCUGCGGAUGCCACGUAGCGUUUCAUUUAUCCAUCCUUAGUGAGAAAGUUGCCAUUAUCGUUGAUAUUUCGUGUUAUCUCUCAGAUUUGUAUCUCUAAGUAAAAGGCGACUUUGGCAAAGGUCUCGAUUCGGUGAGAGAUGCAGGAUUACGCUUGAAUACCGAAACACAAGAGAGCGGUUCUCUUUUAUUUAUGUUGAUUACAAGAAAAAAAUUAGAAACCGUUGGAUUAAAAGAGGAAAAUUAAAGUAAACUUGUGAAUUUUCAAGCUUUCUGUGACGUUGUAAGAGAUUAGUUUCACUAUUAUUAAAUAUUUUUUUAUUCUUCCCUAUUUCUGCGUAUCCUGUUUAAGCAGAUGCGCCUUAUAAGAUACAAUCGGAAAAAUUGAAACGGCGAAUACAUAAAAAAACAGUAUUAGAAACUAAGUAAGUUUCUUAUAUAUGACAUUUAUGUUAUUAUUGGAUGAUUUCAAUAUGUUGGGAAUGAAAAAGAAUAGUGAAGAAUAGAAAGAGUUUAGGAUAAAACGUCUUAAACACCGAAUUUUCAAUUUAAAUUAGAAAUACGUUUUAAUCUCUUCCUUUAUGGGAUGAAUUGCGAAUGCAUUUUCAAGUGAUUAUAUACGAUUAAUUAUAACUAAUGAAAUAAUUAAUUUUUCAUUACUUCACGCACACUUGAAAUUAUUUAAAUUGUCAUGCAAAACGCAAUAUAGAUGUUUCAAAGAUUCUAAUAGAUAGUUUCGAAACUAUUCAUGCAUUGCAUUAUCUUACAGAGUCAAUUGCAAUAAUCGCUUCUCAGGACUACUUGUUCUAUAUAAACCUGACGAUUAUAAUAAAGAAAGGUAGAAUUCCAACGUAUUGUGAUUAUUUUUGCAAAUUUCUUUCUGCUUGAGAUUCUAGACUUGUUAUACGAGUUUCUUAAAAAAAUGCGCGUAGAGGGAGCUGUGUCGCGUACUUUGAAUACCAAAAGCGUGCGAAACUUUAACGAGAUGGCAAGCGCACCCAGCUGUAUAUAAUUAUCCCUCCUAGUUGUUAAUUAGCUAAUUCGUUUUAAUAAACAGCGUUUAAUAAACCGCCACACAGACGCCACGACCAGCCAUUCUGGUCGUAUAGAAAACCAUUACAUACCGCUCUCUUGUGUGCGGUGUGCGUGCGUGUGCGUGUAUGUGUGUGUGUGUGUGUGUAUGUGUGUGUAUGUAAGUGACACGUUAAAAAAGAAAAGAAAAUCGUGUAGAGAUCUAAUGUUUCGUAAUCCGUUCGAGCAUCUUCGAAUUUGUAUGAUAUUUCUAUACUGGCACGAUGUAUGUAAUAAACUGUCGAACAAAAGCA